This is a messenger RNA of Dichomitus squalens LYAD-421 SS1, 849 nucleotides long. Its product is annotated as glutathione S-transferase C-terminal-like protein. The transcript is spliced from 2 exons. The record is from RefSeq and is a predicted model, not a curated record. Gene Ontology annotation, biological process: glutathione metabolic process. Bases 1 to 849 code for a protein of 282 amino acids. NCBI's taxonomy places the organism in Eukaryota, Fungi, Basidiomycota, Agaricomycetes, Polyporales, Polyporaceae. Gene Ontology annotation, molecular function: glutathione transferase activity.
AUGAGCCGCCCCGAGAAGAAGCAGCGCACCGAGGACUACGUGCUCUACUACUGGCCCGGCAUCCCCGGCCGCGGCGAGUACGUCCGCCUCGCGCUCGAGUACGCCGGCGUGCCCUACACCGAGCACCACGCGGACCUCAUGCCCACCCUCUGGGACGCCGCCAAGAUCGGCGCCCCGCCCCACUUCGCCCCGCCCGCCCUCCAGCUCCCCUCCGGGCGCGUCGUCUCCCAGACCGGCGCCAUCCUCCACCUCAUCGCGCCGCGCUGCGCGCUCGCGGGCGCGCACGGCUCGCAGCUCAACACGCUCACCGCCGACGGGCGCGCGAAGAUCAAGGACCUGAGCGACGCGGAGCUCGAGCGGGGCGAGGAGGAGCGCGCGAGCGUGACGCAGCUCGUGCUGAGCGCGCUCGACUGGCAGACGGAGGCGCACGACGUGCACCACCCCGUCGCCUCCGCGCUGUACUACGAGGAGCAGCAGGCGGAGGCCGCGCGCGCCGCGGCGCUCUACCGCAAGGACCGCCUCCCGCGCUGGCUGAGCCACUUCGAGAACGUGCUCGCGACGAACCCCGAGACGGCCAAGGACGCUCCCAAGGUGUAUCUGGUCGGACGGCAGACGACGACGGCGGACCUCGUGCUGUUCCAGGUCCUGGACGGGCAUUUGUUCGCGUUCCCGAGGCGGAUGGCGCAGCUGAAAGAGGGCGGGGAGUACGCGAACGUGUUUGCGCUGCAUGAGCGCGUCAGGGGCGAGAAGGGGAUCAAGGAGUACCUCGCGAGCGACCGCCGGCGCAAGUACAGCAACGGCAUCUUCCGGCACUACGAGGAGCUGGACGGGGAGGAGGAAAGCAAGUAG